AUGUCGGUCAACCUCAUGAGUGCGCUGGCUAAGCGUGCUACCAAGGCUCUGUCCAGCGCCUACGGCACGAAGUAUCGCUACGGGCCUGCCGCUACCACCAUCUACCUGGCCUCGGGCGGCUCGUUCGACUGGGCCUACGACCAGGGCAUCCGCUACUCGAUGACCUUUGAACUGCGCGACACGGGCCGCCACGGGUUCCUGCUGCCCGAGAGCCAGAUCCGGGUCACGUGCGAGGAGACGAUGCUGGCCUACGAGGUCAUAGUUCAGCACGUGCUCGACCACCCGUACUGA
Messenger RNA from Lethenteron reissneri (Far Eastern brook lamprey), 291 nucleotides. Its product is annotated as carboxypeptidase B-like. Lineage: Eukaryota; Metazoa; Chordata; Hyperoartia; Petromyzontiformes; Petromyzontidae. Gene Ontology annotation, biological process: proteolysis. The record is from RefSeq and is a predicted model, not a curated record. Gene Ontology annotation, molecular function: zinc ion binding; metallocarboxypeptidase activity.